Messenger RNA from Lottia gigantea (owl limpet), 984 nucleotides. RefSeq lists its product as hypothetical. Gene Ontology annotation, cellular component: clathrin vesicle coat; endosome; plasma membrane. Gene Ontology annotation, molecular function: clathrin binding; phospholipid binding. NCBI's taxonomy places the organism in Eukaryota, Metazoa, Mollusca, Gastropoda, Lottiidae. Bases 1 to 984 code for a protein of 327 amino acids. The record is from RefSeq and is a predicted model, not a curated record. Gene Ontology annotation, biological process: endocytosis. The transcript has 3 exons.
AUGCCAACUAUCCGUAGGACUCUUAAAAAUGUUGUUAAGAACUACUCUGAUGCUCAAGUUAAGGUACGAGAAGCCACCUCAAAUGAUCCAUGGGGACCCUCAAGUACUCUGAUGGGUGAGGUGGCUGAUUUAACAUAUAAUGUUGUGGCAUUCACAGAAAUAAUGCAAAUGAUUUGGAAAAGACUGAACGAUGAUGGGAAGAAUUGGCGCCAUGUGUAUAAAGCAAUGGUUCUGUUAGAUUAUAUUGUGAAAACAGGAAGUGAGAAAGUGGCUCAACAAUGUAAAGAGAAUUUCCAUGCAAUAAAAACGUUGACAAGCUUUCAGUAUAUUGAUGUUGAUAAUAAAGACCAAGGUAUGAAUGUUCGCGAGAAAGCUAAACAACUUGUAGCUCUCCUUUCUGAUGACGAAAGACUGAAAAAUGAAAGAACCAAGGCUCUGAAAGCUAAAGAAAGAUUCGCACAAAAUGCUAUGGGCUCGCCAUCAGAAAGUGGAAGAAGAAUGUCAACUGAUGCUGCUUUAGCUCGACCUUCCUCAUUAGGAGAGGAGGAAAUACAGCUACAAUUAGCUCUAGCUAUGAGUAAAGAGGAACAUGAUGAAGAAGUUAGAAAACAAAAAAGUGAUGAUAUUAAACUACAAUUAGCUCUUGAUGAAAGUAAAAAACAGCAUGAUGAUGAGGUUGUCAAAAUUUCUUUAAUGUUAAUUUGUGUCCAUUUUCAGCCAGUUGGAACUGCUGCAGGAGGUGCUAAUGAUUCUUGGGGUGCUCCAGUUCAAUCUGCUGUUGAUCCAUGGGGUGUUCCUAAUUCACAACCAGCCAAUCAGAAUGUUGAUCCAUGGGGAUCACCAGCUAGAGUGAAACAACCAGUAGCAUCACAGCCAAGUGAUCCCUGGGGAGUGGCAAGUCCAGCUCCUGUCCAAAGCCAAUCAUCUGCAGGUAAUAUAUCGCAUCUUCAAUCAAAUCCAUCAAUGGUUCCCUCAGUCUUUUAA